UCGCAAGAUAUAUACGUCACUUUGCGUCGCCUGUUUCUGCCGAACGUUUCUUGAUAGUUCAGAGUUAAUAAGUAGAGUUUAAUUCAAAUUUUUCUCAUGGCGAAUGGAUGCAAGGAUGUAUUAUUUACUCGUGGAACUGGACAUAGUGAUGAUUCGGAUAUAUGGGAUGACACUGCACUGAUCAAGGCAUACGACAAGGCAGUUGCAUCGUUUAAGACUGCUCUUAAGGGUGAAGAUGAACCACAAACAUCCAAGAAAAAUAAUCCGGGGAAAAAAAGGAAGAACAACAAAAAGAGCCAGACCAGAAAAAGAGCUAAUGCAGCACCAGAUAAAGAGUGGCAGGUUGGAGACUCCUGUUGUGCUUACUGGUCAGCAGAUGGUCAGCUGUAUGCAGCCACCAUCUCCACCAUAGACCAGAAGAAGGGCACUUGUGUUGUGGUUUAUACUGGCUAUGGCAACGAGGAGGAGCAGAACCUCGAAGACUUGCUGUCAGAAAUUUCUGAGGCUGAAGAAGAAACAAAUGCCAAGGUGAAUGAGGAAGAAUCUUCAACAGAAGAAAGUGACCUGUCGACCACACCGAACCAGCACAAACACCAGCCUCACAGUAAAACCCAAAAGUCCAAGGCUCACAAAGAACUGCCUUCUAUGGGGGCUCCAGGUUUCCCUGGAUUUCCCCCAGGCCCCCCUCCCAUGUAUAAUAAUAGACGGGGGGAAGGCAGGCAGUCUGGUGGACAUGGACCCAUUCCACCCUCCUGGCCUCCCAUGAUGCCUUUUGGGCCACCUGCAAGUGCGCCAGGAAAUGACUGGAAAGACCUGCUGAUGGAAGCCACCACUGAAGUUCUGAAGCUGGGUUCAUCCCCUAUGGCUCUGCUGUUCCAGGCCUUGUUUCAGUUUGUGACCAAGAUGGGGGCUAGGUCAGUGCUUCUUACUCUGCUGUUUCCACUGCAGCAGGAUCUGUACUAA
Nematolebias whitei (Rio pearlfish) is the source of this 963-nucleotide messenger RNA. RefSeq names its product survival motor neuron protein 1. Gene Ontology annotation, biological process: mRNA processing. Lineage: Eukaryota; Metazoa; Chordata; Actinopteri; Cyprinodontiformes; Rivulidae. Gene Ontology annotation, molecular function: RNA binding. The record is from RefSeq and is a predicted model, not a curated record. Gene Ontology annotation, cellular component: nucleus; cytoplasm. The transcript is spliced from 7 exons. Bases 97 to 963 code for a protein of 288 amino acids.